CUGACCUACGAACUGCGCGUUUUUUCAGUUCAUCCAAGAAUUAGGAUCUUCAAACGUUUCUUCAUUCCUCGUUCUUAAAGUCUUCGAAGUUUCUUUGUUUUAAGUCUUCAAUAUUUGUUUUAUGAAUACAUAAAGUGAUAGUUCAAAAUUUAAUAUAUAAUCAGACAUUAGCUUAUUGAUUUCUGUAGUAGUUUUUUAGGUGUGAGCGUUUGGUUAGGCGAAAAUGGAACUUUUACCCGUUUGGGUGGAGGGUUUAAGCCCUGAAUUGGUGAAAAGAGCUCGGGAUGAUUUAGGAGAAACACCCGAAAUACAAGCGGAAGCCUUGUUGGAAUUAAGAAAGAUGAUAAAUGAUGACCCUGAUUUCAUUUGCCCAGAAAAUGACACCUUUCUAAUUCGAUUUCUAAGAGUGAAGAAAUAUAACGCUAAAAAAACCUUCAAGACUCUUCGAAAUUACUAUGAAUUUAAAAGAAAAGAUCCUGGACUAAUGACCGAUAAAGUGAAGAAGAUAAUCGAUUUAGGCCAUAUGCUAGUUUCUCCUUUAAGGGCACUUGAUGGCGGGUUGGUUGCAAACUUUCAAGUGGGUACUUUGGAUUUCGGAAAAUUUUCACUUGAAGAGUACUUUAGUGCAGCAAUUCUCUGUUGUGAACAAUAUGCAGAAAUUGAGGCAAAUCAAGUGUGUGGAAAUCAUAUAAUUGUGGAUUACAAGGGCGUUUCUCUUAAGAAGAUUAUAAACAUGGCGUCACCUUCAUUUUUAACUCAAAUUGUCCAGGGGCUCGAAGAUUGUUGGCCUCAUCGUAUAAAUAGUUUUACUAUUGUCAAUGAACCAUUUUACUUCAACCUACUUUUCAAUGUUAUAUGGCCAAUGUUUUCUAAAAAAAUGAAGGAAAGAAUUUCCUUAGUUGGAAGUAAUCUAUCGAUCUUGCAUAAGAAAUUUCCAAAAGAAUGUCUGCCUGAGAAAUUGGGAGGAUUUCUUGGACAGGAAGCACACAUUGAAUUUCGAGAUAAAACUAUUGCGAAUCAGUUGGAAAUUGAAAGACUCAAGAAAUACAGCUUUCAUCGUACUCAGAAACCAGUCAAAAAACUUUCCAGUUGCGGCUUAGAAGAAAAUACAAACUUCACACAAAACAAUUCAACUACUGUUUCUAAUGUAGUCAUCUAAGGCAAAAUUACUCAAGAAAUAUUUUAUCUGGUUUUAAGUAUUUUGGACGAAAUGAAAGGCAAUUUGAAAUCAUGAAAAAGGUUAUUUUUCGCAUAAGUGAUAAAAAUUUUCAUAAUUUAUCUGCAUCUAAAACUAUUUUUUAAUAAUUCGUUUCAAUUGAUUUGUUUAUAAAGCAUUCACUCUUUUGUUUAAAAACGCAUAAAAAGCUGUUCAAUAAGAAGAACGUGAAAUUUUAAAUAGCUUAAAAUAGGAGAGCUGAUAUUAAAAUUAAAAAUCUAGAGAACAAAAGGUGAAUAAGGAAUGAAACAAACGGUAAUUUAAUUGUAACAGUUGUAAUUUUAAAAAAAAAUUUCUUACAAAACGUUUGGAAUUUAGCUACGAAAUUUACUGUAUUAAACUCAAUUAUGUAAUGCCGUAGUAAUAAAAAUGUCGCUGGACUGUAAUAACAAUUUGUAUUACUUUUUUUAGUAGAAUAUGAUUUCGUGAUCAAUCUUUUAGCACGUACAUCUUUAUCCAUUUUAUUUUGGAUGUAUAUAUAUAUAUUAUUUCCAUUAAACAUCAUUCAUUACUUUUAUGUCGUUAAUACGUAAUAGAUAAUUUUUCGUAUAAGGAAUGAAACAAACGGUAAAUUUAUUGUGAAAGCUGUAAAUUAUUUUUUACAAAAUGUUUGGAAUUUAGUUACGAAAAUUGCUUUACAAAGUUCAAUAGCGUAAUGCUAUAAUAAUACAAAUGUCGUAAGACUGUAUAAUCACAUUUUUCUUUCUUUUUUCAGUAAAGGAAUAUGGUUUCGUGAUCAUUCCUUUAACUCAUAUUUCUUUAUCUAUUUUAUUUUGGAAAUAUAUAUAUGUACUUAAUUUUUCAUUAAACAUUAUUCAUUGCUUUUACAUUAUUGAUUCGUUAUAGAUAAUUUUUCAUGUAAUUAUAUAAUGACAAAUUUAAAAUAUUUUGCAGAAAAUGUAAGAUACUUUGAGUUUAGUCUUAUUUACUAUACAUUAUUUUUGUAACUAUAUAAAAUAAAAUUGAUUAUAAAAGUUUGAUUUUA
This is a messenger RNA of Parasteatoda tepidariorum (common house spider), 2201 nucleotides long. Its product is annotated as alpha-tocopherol transfer protein-like. Gene Ontology annotation, cellular component: membrane. NCBI's taxonomy places the organism in Eukaryota, Metazoa, Arthropoda, Arachnida, Araneae, Theridiidae. Gene Ontology annotation, molecular function: phosphatidylinositol bisphosphate binding. The record is from RefSeq and is a predicted model, not a curated record.